This is a messenger RNA of Lactuca virosa, 1857 nucleotides long. Lineage: Eukaryota; Viridiplantae; Streptophyta; Magnoliopsida; Asterales; Asteraceae. The record is from the annotation of a GenBank genome assembly.
AUGCACAAGUACAUUGAUUCAGCUCUAGAAGGUAUUCUAAUCAUGUCGAGGAAGAUGCUGAUUGACGGAGAUUUGGAUAAUCUUUCUGGAGAGAAUGAUUACGAUUUUGAUCUGUUCGUGAUUGGUGCUGGCAGUGGCGGGGUUAGGGCAUCCAGAUUUUCAGCUCAGUAUGGAGCUAAGGUUGGGAUUUGUGAGCUACCAUUUCAUCCAGUCAGCUCAGAAACCAUAGGGGGCGUUGGAGGAACGUGUGUGAUUCGUGGGUGUGUUCCUAAAAAGAUUUUGGUCUAUGGAGCAACCUUUGGUCCUGAAAUUCAGGAUGCAAAAGAAUAUGGAUGGAAAGUGAACGAUAACAUUGAUUUUGAUUGGAAAAAGCUACUUCACAAGAAGACUGAAGAAAUAGUGAGGCUAAAUGGGAUAUACAAACGCCUACUUUCAAAUGCAGGAGUCAAACUUUUUGAAGGAGAGGGUAGAAUUGUGGGCCCCAAUGAAGUGGAAGUGAUCCAAUUGGAUGGAACUAAACUCUCCUAUUCAGCAAAACACAUACUCAUAGCAACUGGCAGCAGGGCACAACGUCCAAAUAUCCCUGGACAGGAGUUGGCUAUAACCUCAGAUGAGGCUUUGAGCUUGGAAGAGCUACCAAAGCGUGUAGUUAUACUUGGAGGAGGGUAUAUUGCUGUUGAGUUUGCUUCAAUUUGGCGUGGGAUGGGGUCCACUGUGAAUCUAAUCUUCAGAAAGGAACUUCCUUUAAGGGGUUUUGAUGAUGAAAUGAGAGCUCUUGUUGCCAGAAAUCUUGAAGGAAGAGGCAUAAUUUUGCAUCCACAAACAAAUAUAACACAGUUGGUGAAAACUGAAGAUGGUAUAAAAGUUACCACAGAUCAUGGUGAAGAAUUAAUGGCAGAUGUUGUACUUUUUGCCACUGGACGUGUACCUAAUACCAAGAGGUUAAAUUUGCAAAGUGUAGGGGUUGAAGUUGACAAAACAGGAGCAGUGAAGGUGGAUGAAUUUUCUCGCACUAAUGUCCCUAGCAUUUGGGCCAUAGGUGAUGUCACAAAUCGAAUGAAUCUCACUCCUGUUGCCUUAAUGGAAGGAACUUUAUUUGCUAAAACCGUAUUUGGUAACGAACCUAGCAAGCCAGACUACAGCAACAUACCUUGUGCCGUUUUCUGCAUUCCACCUCUCUCUGUUGUGGGACUAAGUGAAGAACAGGCUAUAGAGAAAGGUGAAGGAGACAUUUUGAUUUUCACAUCAACAUUUAAUCCUAUGAAAAACUCCAUUUCUGGGAGGCAAGAGAAGACACUCAUGAAACUUAUCGUCAGUGCUGAGACAGAUAAAGUUAUUGGUGCGUCCAUGUGUGGGCCCGAUGCAGCAGAAAUUAUGCAGGGUAUUGCUGUGGCGAUGAAGUGUGGAGCAACAAAGGCACAAUUCGAUAGCACGGUGGGGAUCCAUCCAUCAUCUGCAGAGGAGUUUGUUACCAUGCGGUCAGUCACACGGAGGAUUGCUGCCUCUGGUAAACCAAAAACCAACCUUUGAAAAGGUUUGACCAUGUCUUUGACUUGGUUGCUUUUUCCUCACAACUCCACAUCCAUGGAAAACACAUAUGGGGUAUACUUUUGCUUCAUUUUAUUGUUGGCAUAUAAAUAAUGUGGAUGUGUUUUUAUCAAUUUCUUGGGUCAUUUGGAUAAGAUUUUGAACAUGGGGGUGAUGAGUUUUGGGGAGCAAUGAAUUACUUUUGUUGCAUGAAGUACAAGUUGCUAUGCUUGUAAGAUUUGGAGUUCAAGGAAUAGAAAUGGAGUACAUUGGUAUUGAUGAUUAUGUUUGCUUUACAUGUGUGCAAAUAGAUUUUUUAAUGGAAGGGAA